Penicillium cataractarum is the source of this 1602-nucleotide messenger RNA. RefSeq names its product UPF0183 domain protein. Gene Ontology annotation, biological process: Golgi to plasma membrane protein transport. The coding region runs from base 1 to 1602 and encodes 533 amino acids. Gene Ontology annotation, cellular component: trans-Golgi network. The transcript has a single exon. NCBI's taxonomy places the organism in Eukaryota, Fungi, Ascomycota, Eurotiomycetes, Eurotiales, Aspergillaceae. The record is from RefSeq and is a predicted model, not a curated record.
AUGACCGCCCGAUCGGCACCGGUUCAGAUUUUCCCAGGCAAGGGCCUAGGCUUCAUCAGCAUGUUUCCCUCCCCCAAGUCCUUGACCUAUAAGGCUGUGGACAAGGUAGCUAAUCGUUGCGCAGCACUCGGUGCCUCUCUACACAACGUCCUGACUCGCGUCAAGUCUCACCCCCAAACAUACCCCGAGAUCGACCUAGCAUAUUCCUCGACGGACCCUCUUCGCAACCCUGUCAUCUUGAAGUUGCCUGCCAACGGCUUGCGAUUACGGUUCGACGGACCCGACCAGAGAUUACGUUUGAUCGAGGUGUUAGACUUCUCGCGGAGCAGUUUGGUAUAUAAGAAUCAGGAUGUGCUGAAGGGGGCUAAGUCGACCGAAGCGUCCUCCACCACCUCUCAAGGUCCCGGCUUUCGGCAUGUCUACAACCGCCUCUUCGGGCCCUCCUAUCCAGGCGAAUACAUCGAGCCAGCCGAGAAUCAGUCACAAUACGGCACAUAUGUACUAUCAUACCCAGGUGUAUCGUUCUCAUUCCCUCUUCAACAUUCCGCAUGGUCCGACUCGUGUGACUUUGUAGCACUACUUUCAUCCUCCGCUGCACUGCCAGCAACAUCCAUGGCCAUUUUCCAAGGGUCUUCAUGGCCCGAGGUUCGCGCCAAGUUGUUCACUCAGCAGCCCCAGUAUCCGCGCUCCUCUGCCGUGGUCAGCAAGACUCGCGACGCAUUUGCUGACGAAGUCGAAGAGUUCCAUAUUCUGGGUGCCGGGAGGUUAGAAGUAGAGCGACGGAAUAAUCCACCAGCACAGAUCAUCCUGGGGGAGACCACCCCUCAGGAUAUGAUUGCCGAGUUCGGUCCUCCCGAUGCCAUCUACCGUAAACAUGACCGGCGGAUAUCGAUCCACCGCGCAACGGGCAGUGGUGGCACGGGGGAUCCUCUGCAUAUGAGUCCAUCGCCUGGGACAGGAAUCGAGAUUCCAGAUACUGACCACUCCUCCAAUAACAGCGUAACUGAUGACUCGGAUGAGGAAAUAUCUCCAAAUAGCAUCAGUGAUCCAACCUCACUGCCUGCCGAAUGUUUCUUCAACUACUUUCAUCAUGGAUUCGAUGCAUUCAUUUCUUAUCCAACAACCCCAGGGCCUGCAUUCCCUCAAUCAGGGAUUCCAGAGCCCUCUUCUCAGCCUUCUCUACCACAACUGACCGUAACGAAGAUCAUUUUGCAUGGAAAUGUACCAGGAUCAUACCCGUUCAACCGUCAUCGUCGCAGUCGGUGGACCAUACACCUUGACCAGUCCGAUGACGGUUUAACCUCCGAGUCCUCCUACGAUGACAUUUCUAAGCGAUUGCACGAUGUUUGGAAGGGCUCGAAUGCCAGCCCGGAAGAGCAGCGAGUCAUGCAACGGCCAAUGGUUCUGAACCGCGGCUGGGGUGACAGUCCUGAGAGCAGUGUCGAGUUCCUCGGUGGGUGGGAAGAGACCACAGCCCGAGGACAGCGAAACGGCCCCGACGGACAUGAUGGCGGACUAGGCAAUACUGAACUCUUUGGGUUUCCAGGGUUGUUGUUCGAGGUAUUGAAGAACGGCGCGGUGAGCUGCCUCACGGUUUAUUAG